Linum tenue is the source of this 1403-nucleotide messenger RNA. NCBI's taxonomy places the organism in Eukaryota, Viridiplantae, Streptophyta, Magnoliopsida, Malpighiales, Linaceae. The record is from the annotation of a GenBank genome assembly.
GUACAUCAGUUAGCUCUAUAUAAAUACGUAGAUGGAGAAUCGAAAAGUUUAGUAGUGCAUUGUAGUAAACCCAACACACUAAUUAAGCUAGCAAUACUAAUAUGGCUUCUUCAGAAUCAUUAGUCAUCGUGUUCUUCUUCUUGCUGCAGCUUAUUGUAACCACUGGACCUCCAUUAUUCUUCAGCAAAGCGCUUGCAAUAACUAUGGCGCCGCCGCCACCUGAAAACGUAACAUUUGGUAAUAGAAGAACUUCUUCAGCUGUCUUCGCCUUCGGGGACUCGAUUCUUGAUACCGGCAACAACGAUCAUAUCGCAACUUUGAUAAAGUCCAACUUCCCUCCCUACGGAAGGGAUUUUCCGGGAAGAAUCCCCACCGGUAGAUUCUCCGAUGGAAGGCUUAUUUCGGACUUCAUAGUUGAAAAUUUGGGAAUAAAGCAUUUUUUGCCACCUUAUCUCGAUCCGAGUCUUCAAGCUGAGGAUCUCACAAUGGGAGUGUGUUUUGCUUCUGCUAGCUCUGGCUAUGACCCCAAGACACUAAAGAUAUUAGUAAUGACUUUCCUUACUUCAAGUUAACCCUAUGAGAAAAGUGGCUUUUUGCAACAACAAAAAAGAGCAUAUUUUUAUAUGUUAUUUCUAACUAUGAGUUACGUUGUUUGAAAUAUGUAUAUCAGUCGGUUCUAUCUGUUCCGGACCAACUCAAUCUCUUCCGACAGUACGUGGGGAAGUUGAGAAGCCUAGUGGGAGAGAAGAGAUCAAACGACGUCGUUAAAAACGGCCUUUACGUAAUCUCAUCGGGCAACAACGACGUCUUAUUGACCUCUUUGUUUCACAGCACAAGAAAGUCAUCGUCGGAAAUGGCUACAUACGCUGCCUUUCUUGCCGGCCAGGCUUCCGCCUUUCUCAGGCAACUGUACGGAUUGGGAGCUCGAAAGAUCGUUCACCUGAGUGCAUUAACGACUGGAUGUAGCCCCGCGUUCAGAACUUUGCUCGGCGGAGUACAGAGGCAAUGUUCCGACGAGUGCAACGAGCUGGCCGUGAUGUUCAACGAGAAGCUUGGCCACGAAAUUCAGCGACUUAACGACGACGUUUCGCUUCCUGACUUGAGCGUCCAGUUUGUUGACGUGUACACGCCUUUGUUAGAUAUCAUUAGGCGUCCUGAAAAUUAUGGGUUUGUCGUAACGAAGGAAGGGUGCUGCGGGACAGGAACUAUAGAGUUUGGAUUUCUUUGCAACCGAUUGAGCCCUUCAACUUGUGCCGAUACUUCAAAGUACAUUUUUUGGAAUGGCCUUCAUCCCACGGAAAAGGCCUAUAAAAUCUUAACUUCCGUAAUCAUGAAAGACAUAAAGAAGCUAUUAUAUUGAAAUCUUAUGUCACAUCUCAAUGGUUUGUCUGAUUUCUCAUUCG